AUGUUUCAAAUUCCUGUUCAAAAUCUUGAUAAUAUCAGAAAGGCUCGAAAAAAGGUGAAGGGCAUUCUUGUGGAUCUUGGGCUUGACAGCUGCAGGGAAUUGUUGAAGAAUCUUAAAAGUUUUGACCCGGGAGAAAAACAGUUUUGUAACACUUCAUGGAGUGAUGUCUCUCCUUGGGAGUCUGUGGGUAAAAGGAAGAGAUACAGAACAAAGCCGUACUGCUGUAGCUUAUGCAAGUUCUCGUCAAAAUUACUUACUUCAUUCAAGAAUCACUUGCACCGUUGCCAUGAGGAUGAAAUGGACCAAGAGCUGGUGGUUUCUUGCCCAAAAUGUGCAUUUGCUUCUGAUCCCAAAAUAGUGGGAAAGCAUAUCCGGAUGUUUCAUUCAUCUAAUAAAAGAAUACAGAACUAUACAGUCAGCAUUUUGGAUGGCAUGAAACAAUUCAGGACUGACAUCAUAAACUUCACAUGUCUAAAAUGUCACUUUACAGACACUUUGUAUUACAAUAUGAAGAAACAUGUGUUGAUGAACCAUUUUCAAAACUUAAUAAGUACAUAUUUUGGCCAGAAACCUGAUGAAAGUAAAGAGAAUUCUGUUGAGCACUACUGUAAAAAGUGUAAUGCUUCUGCAAACAGCCAAGAUUCUUUAAUGUACCAUGUCUUAACAGCCGAAACACACCGAGACCUGGAGAACAAACUUCGGUCUGUGAUUUCAGAACAUAUUAAGAAACCAGGACUUGUGAAACAAGUGCAUAUUGCUCCAAAGCCUCCCCAGUGCGUGGCAGUUGCUGCUCCAUCUGCAGGGCCUGCUGUUGCCCCAGCAGGUUCCAUCACCGCUACAGCUUGCAUCCAGCUUGCAAUUCCACAAAAUAAUCAAAACCAGAGUGUCGUGCAGCCGAAAGCAGUUCAAAACACAGUCACCUCACUGACUGUUCCAAGUGCCUCUGGUAGCCUUGCCCAUGCAACUUCUGCUCCAGUUGUUAACCCGUCUCAUGUUACUCUUGUACCUGGUAAUCUUCCUGUAGGUCAGAAUAAUGUUAAUAUUCAGCCACCUUCCCAGCCUGUUGUUGUUUCCCACAGGCUCCCCCUUAAUCAGUCUGUGAGGGUGGGAGCUAUUCCUACUGUUGGGACUGGAAAUAGAAAUGUGGCCCCCACAGUUCUUCCUCUUAAUCAACCUGUUGGGCCUGGUCUUUUCCCUAUUAAUCAAUCCAUUGGUGCUAUAAAUGGUCCUGUUUCUCAACCUGUCAGCCCUGUGAACCAGCCGGUUGCACCAGGCAUUCUCUCUGUCAACCAAGCAUUUGGGGAUGUGAAUAGACCUAUUGGUCCUGGGGUCCUUCCUGUGGCCCAAACACUUGCUUCAGGGGUUCUCCAGCUUAACCAGACUGUUGCCUCUGGGGUGGUUCCUGUCAGACAGCCUCUCCAACCUGGAUUUCUUCAGUUUAAUCAGCCCAUUGGCCCAGCAGUUAUCCCUGUAAAUCAGCCAGUUCAACCUGCAGUUUCUCAAAACGCAACUUUUUUGACUGCAAGUUCCUUACUUAGGCAACUGAUUCCAACUGGUAAGCAGGUUAAUGGUAUACCCACCUACACGCUUGCCCCAGUUUCAGUUACUUUGCCUGUACCUCCUGGUGGUGGAGUAGCAACUGUUGCACCACCACAAGUGCCCAUCCAACUAAUGCAGUCUGGGACAGGAACUCAGUUGUCCCAGUCACCGGCCAGUGCCCCCUCUCCUCCAGUGGUUUUAACGGCUCAGAAUGUAUCCUUGCAAGCCUCCCCACCUGGGCCUGAGACAAGUCAGGCUAACAGAAAGGCUAAGCAGUGGAAGACUUGCCCUGUUUGCAAUGAACUUUUCCCAUCAAAUGUCUACCAGGUGCACAUGGAGGUGGCCCACAAACAUGGUGAAGUAAAAAUGGAGGAAACCCUGGAACCUGACAAGCUUGCAGCUUGUGCGCCAUUUUUAAGGUGGAUGACAGAAAAGACUGUCCGAUGUUCCUCCUGUAAAUGUUUUCUCUGUGAGGAAGAGCUUAUGAAACAUCUCUUGAUGCAUGGCUUAGCUUGCUUAUUUUGCACAGUUACUUUCCAUGACUUAAAAACCUUUGUGGAGCACAAUAAGUCUACUCACAGUGGGAAAAAGCAGUUACAUGCAGAUUACAGCAACAGAGGAUUUCAACUAGGUAAUGAUGGUCAGGGUGACCUUGUGUUUCCACACUUUGAUUUCAGUACAGUGUUACCAAAAGAAGACAUGGGUGAAAGAGAGGUACAUUUGGCAGUGCUUGCUGGGCUAAAUUCGAGGACGCUUGUCCCUGUUUACAUUAAAGUAAAACCUCAGACAGCAGAAGUGAGCAACAGAAGCAACAAAAAAGUGUUAACCUGUCCCUUUUGCUUUGGUACAUUCAUUAGUAAAGACAGCUACGAAAUGCACUUGAAAGAGCGGCAUCACAUAAUGCCGACCGUACAUACCAUUUUGAAGUCUCCUGCUUUCAAGUGCAUCCAUUGUUGUGGUGUGUACAGUGGAAAUAUGACUCUAACAGCUAUUGCUGUGCAUUUGCUCCGUUGUAGAAGUGCUCCCAAAGAUAGCAACUCAAGUGUGAAGAUGCAGCUUGAGCGUACCGAGAAGAAAGAGCUCCUGUUUGUGAAUGGUGAAAAGCGUGUUUCUGUAAUACUGAAAAGAAAGCAAUCAGAUUCCUGCUUUGUUGCAGAAGACCAAAGGAAUAAGGAACAACAGCCUCUGAGCUUAAGUACUAGUCUAGUUCUAGCUCCAGAAAAAGAAGGGAUAGUGCCUUUCAAACGACAGAAGAUUAAUAGUAGGACUGAGAUGAGGAAGCUUCCUUCGAGUGAAGAUCUUCGCCUUCUAGCAGUAGAUCCUAAACGAUACGAUCACAAUUCGUAUGAGGCUCAAAAACAGUUUUUGACAGACUACUUUCACGAGAGGCCAUAUCCUUCUAAAAAAGAGAUGGAAUUACUUUCCUCACUGCUAUAUGGGUGGAGAAUUGAUGUUGCAUCAUUCUUUGGGAAAAGGAGGAAUACAUGCUUAAAGGCGAUAAAUAAUCAAAAACCAUCUGUGCUGUUGGGUUUCAGUAUGUCUGAACUAAAAAAUGUUAAGCAUGGUUUGAAUAUAAGAGAUGAACCCUUAUGUAUGUAG
Messenger RNA from Chaetura pelagica (chimney swift), 3138 nucleotides. RefSeq names its product ADNP homeobox 2 (gene ADNP2). Lineage: Eukaryota; Metazoa; Chordata; Aves; Apodiformes; Apodidae. Gene Ontology annotation, biological process: regulation of gene expression. The transcript is spliced from 3 exons. Gene Ontology annotation, cellular component: nucleus. The record is from RefSeq and is a predicted model, not a curated record. Gene Ontology annotation, molecular function: DNA binding. Bases 1 to 3138 code for a protein of 1045 amino acids.